Molecule: messenger RNA, 2862 nt
Organism: Chiloscyllium plagiosum (whitespotted bambooshark)
Lineage: Eukaryota; Metazoa; Chordata; Chondrichthyes; Orectolobiformes; Hemiscylliidae
Gene: ubap1
Product: ubiquitin associated protein 1
Biological process (GO): ubiquitin-dependent protein catabolic process via the multivesicular body sorting pathway
Cellular component (GO): ESCRT I complex
Molecular function (GO): ubiquitin binding
Source: RefSeq, a predicted model, not a curated record
ACUACUAGCAGGUAAGAUGGCGUCCUUCAAUGAAGCAGGAAAUAGUGUCAAAUUGAUGUAGUUUAAACAAAAGUUAAUUUUGUUUAGGACGUAAUAGUGAUCGUACCAGGAGACAUAAAACCAGUAGGAUGAAAACACAGCGCGUAGCUGUAUUCUCAUUAUGAUUCACUCCCAGUGUUUGAAGCAAAUGAUAAAAAGAUUCUAAAUGGCCUCUAGGAAAUCGGGAUCAGAUUUUCAGAACUCUGGUGCGGCCUUCAGUUAUCUUGAUGAUGUUCCAUUUAAGAUUGGUGAUAAUUUCAAGAGUCCUGCCAAAGUGGGAUUUCCUGUUGGAUUUUGCAUGACCGAUUACUCAAAAGUAUUUAGAAAGAUUGAUUAUGAUUUCUCUUUCGAGAAGAGGACCAUAAAAUGGGCUGAAGAAAUAAAACAAAUUAAAGCUGCACAAGAGGCAGCUUGUUUAACAAGGGAAGUUUCUUCAGUGACUGCUGAAUCUGAUGCACUCUGUGAGAGAAAAAGUGGAAUCCAGUACAAUGAUGGACCACAUUCUUCAGCAUUUCCACUCACGAUUAACCCUAUACUUGCCAGUCUAAGGCACAACAAUAUUCUAACCCCAAUGCCAGCGAAUAGUAAAACUGUAACACAAAAAGACCCAAGUCCUCCUUAUACAACUAAAUUCGAUCUUGCAGACUUUGAAAGUGAAGAGGAUCCUUUUGAUAAACUGGAGUUGAAAACACUAAAUGAUAAGGAGGAACUCAAAAACAUUCUUGAAGUUCAGGCAAGUUCACGAUCAGUGAUUAUUUCACAAUUGGACAAUGACUUGGAUGUGCACGUUGUGGGAUCCACAGAUGCAUCACCAAGCUCAGAAGUGCAGGCCUCAACUGAGGAGGCUACCUCAGACUUCAAAUCUCUUCACAAGCCAAAUGGCCUCAUAGAUUUGCCACAGUUGGAGAACUGUGAAAAAGUGCCCUUCUCUGCCAAAGUAUCUCUCCCAUCUCCUUCAACUGUCAGCAAUAUCAAAUCUCUGUCCUUUCCUAAACUCGACUCUGAUGAAAGUGAGCAGAAGACUGCUAAGCUCACAGGUACUUUCCACAGCACAAGCCUACCUAAUGGCACUUUGUUUAGUUCAAUAAAGAACAAUGAGCAGUACAAAGCUAGUGGUUUGAAUGGGCAUAACCUCCCUGUUAUGCCCCUAUGUUCUUCAAGUUUUGAACUUGGGAUUGAUAGUACUACAGCAGCGUUGUUGUCUUCCACAUCAGAUGUUUCAUUUACUGCUGGAAUCAAAAAUUCAUCUCAAACUGAAGCAAAACUGGUUAAUUCCGGAAACCAACUUGCUGAAGAAAGGUUCACCAUAAACAUCACAGAUGUAUCAAAGAAAUCGGAAUGUUCUGAUCCACUGAAAUCAUUGACUCCAAGUGAGAGGCAGUGUGCUGCAACAAUAGUUAAUAUGGGAUACUCCAGUGAGAAUGUAAUAAAAGCCAUGCAGAAACGAGGAGAAAAUCUAGAACAGAUACUUGAUUACUUGUUUGUCCAUGGACGACUUUGUGAACUGGGCUUUGAACCUGCACUAGUGGAGGAGGGCCUCGAAAUGUAUCAGUGUUCGGAGCCAAAGACGUUGGAGUUUCUUAACCUCAUGUCCAAGUUCAGAGAAAUGGGUUUUGCACGGGGUGAUAUUAAGGAAGUUCUUGUUGUUCAUAACAAUGACCAGGAAAAAGCUCUGGAAGACUUAAUGACCCGUGCAGGAACUAGCUGAAGGCAACCCUUGUUCUAUCUCAGUCUGAUUGAGAGAACAGAAAGGAAAAAUAAAACCAUCCCACGUAUGAUUCAGUUUCCAGCUCUGUUUAUACAAGCAUGGCUGUACUUUUCUUUACUUUUGGACUUUUUUUGUGAAUGACAGGUCAGGGUAGGGGGUGGGUGAUGGUGGCAGCAGGAGAGUGAUCCAUCAUUCAAGAAAAUCUCUUGCUUUGUAGGAAAGAGUAAGAUGAAAACAAACUAAGUACAAGGUGACAAUAGUAGCAGUCUUAAUAUAUUGACUCAUUAAGUGAUCACAGGAGGCUGUUGUAACAUGGCUGAAUUAUACUUCAUUCAUCUUCCUCAAACUGUGGCUUGAUGAGAGAGCAGUUGAAUUCAUUUUGUUUUACUUUUCUCUUGUUCCCCCAACCAAUAAUAAUUAUGUGCAUCUUCCAUUCUUGCACAGAAAUUUGAUUCAGUAUAUUGCAAAGCUGGAUAAUAAUUUUCCAAGGUUAAAGCUGCUUUAUGUCCUCUGUCAAAAGCUACAUUUACUGGACUGUAGGCUAUUGUAAAAUUGUAUUUGAAUUAAGUAACCUAUAGUGCAAUAGGAAUUAUUAGACUGGCCCAGUCUAUCAUCUGUCACUGGCUGGAUAGUAUCACCAUCUAUGCAUUUUGUUUAGAAAACACAAUGGGAAGUCAAAACUCUCAAUCCUAACAGACAAAUAAGGACAAAAGGAAACCCGGCAUUGAUCUACGCUCCAUCCCUGUAUGGGUCUCUUUCACAUGGAUUCCCUUAUAGGAAAUCUAUUCAUGGACUCUUAGAAGAAUUGCAGCGUGAGGUGAAAUUCUCAUAUACUUAAGCACUUUCUUUAAAUUGUCUUGUUGCCACUGCACUUAUUUCAUUUACACUGUUGUCGAAUGUUACAUUAUGUCUUCCUCACUGCUGUAGUUCUGGAGUGUUUCUUUACUAGUAAUCUUCAAUAGCAACAGAUUAUUUUUCUUUUAAUUUUAGAACAGAUGUUGCAUUAUUCUAUGUAAUAUUUCACAAACCUUCAACCAUCAGAAGCUUUACUGAAUCUUGAAAGUUGCUUAAAAGUUUGAUUCUGCAAAACAGGUACUAAUAAAACCUUAAAAAUA